Gigantopelta aegis is the source of this 1760-nucleotide messenger RNA. RefSeq lists its product as uncharacterized. The transcript has 3 exons. The coding region runs from base 142 to 630 and encodes 162 amino acids. The record is from RefSeq and is a predicted model, not a curated record. NCBI's taxonomy places the organism in Eukaryota, Metazoa, Mollusca, Gastropoda, Neomphalida, Peltospiridae.
CUAGACACUGAAAAUGUUAUCUGAUUUUGUUAAUACCAUAAAAGACAUUAAUUAGACAUAUUUCAGGUACAAUAAUGCAGGUGGACUAGUAAACGUAAAAGUUAUAUUUUUGACAUCACGUAUUAUUUUAUUUUUUUCACGAUGAGUGAAGAAAAAAGUAACAAUGACGUUGCUACGGAACAGCCACAGGAAGAAAAUGGGUUGAAGUAUGAUUUCACAGACACUGAUGCUCUUAUUAAAGAGCUUGAGACGGUGGAACUUACGGAAGAAGACACCGAGGAUCUGCUGAUUGAGGCAUACAGGAUGAAUAUGAUGUUGAAGGAGGUGCUCCGGGCACAGGAGGCACAGAAGAAGAAGAAAAAGAAGAGCAACAGCGACUCGGGUCAGCCCGCGCAGUGUCCGAGGAACGCAAACCGCAGUCACCGCCGGUCUCCAGGGUCCACGCUGCCACCCAUUCAUCGGGCAGAGACUACGUUAGUGGGUAGAAGUCAAACCAAACAGACAGAGUCAGGCAGCAGGGCACCAACGCGAUCCAACUCGAAAUCUAAGAUGGCUGCCAGUCCAUCGCGAAAAGCCACAAGGAGUGCUGCUGACCGCCCGGUCUGGGAUGACCGAUUUUCGUUUUCUUAAAGGAUAAUUUAAUAACAGUAUUCCACCUUCAAGCCAGCAUUACAUUUCUACAUUACAAGUUGUACAUUUAAUACUGAAUAUGGAUUUGCUGUAGCCAUCUUGCAGAUUUUCAACAAUAACAAAAUACUUAUGGGGGGGUGGGGGUGGGGAUGGGUGUAUUAUGGAAUGCAUUUUUAGUUUGCAUUCAAAACACAUUUUAAAACAUAUUACUGGGAUAUCUAGGGUGGGGGGGGGGGGGGGGGGAUAUGGGGUUACUCAACAAUGAUGUAAUCCUGUAGGGUGAGAUGUAUUAUGGGAUGCAUUACAAAACAUCGAGGAUGGACAGGGAUGUUUGUCCAGAGUCAAGUAUAUAAUGUUUUUGAAACUAUUUCAUUUUUAUUCAUGGCCAUUUUCUUCGAUCAACAGAUGAUUUUUAAAUCUAUCAUUUAUUACCAAAGAAUACAAACAGGAAACUAAUCAUGUUGGUCAGAUUAAGGAAAUCAGAUGUGGGUAUUGACAAGCAUUAUAUAAUUUAUUCUUAUUAAUAUGUUUUUUUUUUAAUCAAUUAAUUAAUUUAUUAUUAUUAUUUUAUUUAUUUAUUUACUAGUAUUUUUUUUUUUUAAUUUAUUAUUAUUAUUUUUUUUAUUUUUAUUUUUUUAUAAUUUAAUAACUGUUUAUUUUUUCUUGACCAUUCCCUUGCUUACUUACUAGUAUUUUUUUUUUUCUGGGGGGUGGGGGUGGGGAUAGUUAUAGCAUUGCAAACAUGUUGUGGAUGUUGCUAGAUUUUGUGUUCAAUCGUUGAAUGGCCUCUUUUAUAACUGCUUACAGAAUUGUUGAAUGACCCAGUUCCAUACUGGUAUAGUAUUUUGUGGAAGAAAUAAGUUGGUAGGUCUAUGCAAUGUACUAGUACAAGUGUAUAUAUAUAUAUAUAUAUAUAUAUAUAUAUUUAAACUAAUCUGUAUAAAUUUGACUAUCUUUCCGUCAUUGCAAUUCUUGCCCUUUGACUACACAGUGUAACUGCCAACCAGUACAUGGGCGGAUCCAGGAAAUAUUUUUAGGGGGGGACCAAAAAAGAAGGGCACAUUGACUCGUCAAAAGGGCACCUUACUACAAGUUUUGAUAUUUACAAUUAAUAUGAAUUCCUACAGUUC